UCUCUAGGUCUCGCUCCCUGGCUCUGGCCUCUUGUGGUCUCUGUCAUCCAUGGCCCCCUGCCAGGGUCUGCUCCCCUGUCCCCCUCCUCGGGUCCAUGUCUCUCCCCCACCUCCCCCGUCCCCCCCCAUAUGCCCCCUGAGGCCCUGUUCCCUCUUGUCCCCAUUGGGCAGGGCUCCUGCCCUAGUUGCCCUGCUGGGCUGUGGGAGGGUUGGGGUGUGGGUUCCCAGCAUAGCAGGGCCCUUAAGUUUCCCAGAAAGCCAUCUCCCCCCCCCCCUCCUCCUCCCCCAGCGCACACAUUGUUUCAGUGUCUGGCUGUUUUUUCCUGUCCAGGACCCUCCAAGGCCAGGCCAGGGCUGACUGGCAGUGACUACUGUCCUGCCCUCUGCAGCUGGGGAAACUGAGUCAUGGGGGGGUUGUGUUAAGGGGUGAGAAUUCCUUGUGUGUUGGCUUCCUUCCCUAGUCUAGCUGGAACCUUGGAGGGCAGCAGGGCCUCCCUGUUUCCCUUCGUUUCAGAGAUGGACUCAGAGGCCCCACUGACAGCUCCCCAGGGACUGUGUUCACCCUCUGCUGCAGGCAUGGCAUAUAUACUUGACCCUUGCCCAUGGCCUUGUGCAGAGUCCUUGGUCCCCCAGGAUGCUGUCCACAGGACCCAGGUCACCUAAGCCACCAUGACUUCGCUGUCCACAGUCCUGGCUGGCUACACGUGCUUCAGUACAGCUGGAGCCCUAGGCCCGGUGGCUUUUCACACCUGACUACACCAAGUCCUCUUAUGGGAUGACGUCUGCUGACUGUGCUAGGCCCCAGACUCCCUUUGUCCACCAUUCAAGAGGGCUUCGUGUGCGCCCCGCAUCGUCCAACCCACAAAGGAGCCUGGCCCACGAAACCUCAUAGUCCCCGAUGGGUUGGGUUGAGGUCGAGGUCGCAGGAGCCCAGCGCCUCCCUUUCCUGGAAGCCCUAAGCUGUGUCACCUAAGGUGUCAGCUGCCCCGCCCCUCUCCCUCCGCCUUAAAGGGGUCCCUCUCCCAAGGCCUCCCAGGGUUAUAGCUCUUCCGUUUAACUGUGCCUGCCAGGGCUCAGAGGCCGAGUAGGACGUGGGAAUCCGGGUUCUAAGCUUGCCAUUCUGGUGUGGUGUGGCCUCCUCGUCUAGGCCUCAUUUUUCCCCGCGUGGGUAGUGGGGACUGGCGGUGAUUCCUGGAUCUCCAGGGGGCCUCCAGGGAACUCUCCGACUCGGGGAAGAGGGUGGAGCCGCACCCCAGAGGGGCCGCUUCGCGCAUGGGUUUCAAGGACCACUCCCGGCCCCGCCCCACGAUGACCCCCCACAUCCUUCUGUUGCUUCUCGCCUCCACCGUCCUGGGGGAUCGGGACCCCGUGGGCAGGCAGCCCCAGCGCCAGGUCGCCCAGCACCGCAGGCGCUUCUGUUCCCUGGUCACAUGCCAGACCCACCGCCUGCCAGAGAUGAUCUACUGGCUCAGCUCCGCCUCCACCAAGGAGCUCUCAGGGAAGGCCGGCCGCGAGCCCCAGGACCCCCACAGCUACGGACGCCGCCGUCGGCGCGAGGCCAGAGCCCUGCUCCGUCUCCAAGACCCUGGCCUGAAGAAAAGAGGCCAGCGCAGUGCCCAGCUUGCUGCGUGA
Mustela lutreola (European mink) is the source of this 1632-nucleotide messenger RNA. It is a transcript of the gene ADM5, whose product is annotated as adrenomedullin 5 (putative). Gene Ontology annotation, biological process: regulation of systemic arterial blood pressure; adenylate cyclase-activating G protein-coupled receptor signaling pathway; positive regulation of heart rate. The coding region runs from base 1273 to 1632 and encodes 119 amino acids. NCBI's taxonomy places the organism in Eukaryota, Metazoa, Chordata, Mammalia, Carnivora, Mustelidae. The record is from RefSeq and is a predicted model, not a curated record. The transcript is spliced from 2 exons.